UUAACUCAGUGUGUGUUAGGCUGUGGAGCUGUGUAGGUGGUGUGUGGUUCUCUGGUAGCCGGUACGCGUUAAAUAAUUAAAAUUCGGAUUGAAUAGUGAUGUGCAAGUGAUACGUUUCUCUUCUCUCGAUAGUCAAAGUCGCACCAGAGCAUCCGUAGCUCAGUGAUAUACCACUUUUCAUCCGAACCGAAGCAGCCGGCCUUCCAGAUGGAGUGUGGAGUGUCCGCGGCGUACUCGGCGGCCAACGGCAGCUCACCGAACGGCAUCAUGGCAGACGUGCGCGGUGAGCGCAGCCCGGCCAAGUCGGGCCUGCACGUGCACUUCCCCGAGAAGGGCGAGGUCAAGGAGCGCCGCGAGAAGUUCCUCACCGCCAAGUACGGCACGCACCAGAUGAGCCUCAUCCGCAAGCGCCUCGCCGUCGAGAUGUGGCUGUACGACGAGCUGCAGAAGCUCUACGAGCCAGCGGAGAACUCGAAGACGCGCGAAGUGGAAGUGGAUAUCGACGAGCUUCUAGACAUGGACAGCGACGAUCAGAGGCGGCGACAUCUGCAGGAGCUCCUCGCUGAUGCAAAGAAGUCACCUCAUGAUGUGAAAAAGUUUGUAGAAGAUCUGCUGGAAAGGGCCAAGACGCUUUGAAACCAGCAGUAAACUGAGGCCAGACAAGCCCAUCUUGCAGGAGAUUGAAACACCAAGGAAUAUUGGCUGCCAGGCACACAUAACAGCCUUUCACAUGUUCGUGCUCCCUGUAUUCCACUUUCCUCCUGCAAGCAUUUGUAUGUGUGAGUGUGUGACGUGUGCAUGUGUGUAUGUGCACUUCUGUGCUUCACUUUUAUUUAUGCCAGUUAAAAGAAUUGUUUUGUAAAAUAUCAGUUGAUUUUACUAGUAGGCCAGCUCACAUGUAUUAAAUGAUACUUGUGGAUAGAUUAUUGCUUGAAGACUGCAGUGAUUUAGUAAACUGGUGCUCGUAAUUAAAUAUAGCUGGAAUAAUGUUUCCGAUUUGGCGAUGUGCAUCUUUUAUCAUAUUUGAAUUGAAUGUUUCCAUUGUUCGCAUCUGGUUUACUGUGCUUGUUUUUUCCUGUACAAUAAAUACACAACAAGAGACUUCAGAGUCAGUCAUUUAAACAGGAGUCGUGAAAUUUUUAUUCAUCUCGAAUUUUGAUUACUUAUAUAGUAAGAGCUGAGCAAAAAUUUUGUGUCAUAUUUCAUCAUUUACAGCAACACUUAAAAAAAAAUUCACAGGUACUUAAAUUAUUAUUGUUGUCAUUGAUGAUGUUUAGUAUACACUGUGAGAAACUCUAAAUUUCUAGAAUAUAAAAAUAUUUUACGUUUGUGCCUUGAGUUUGACUUAUAAGUUAAUAAAUUGAUUUUUAUGGUUAGUGUGUGCAGGACUAAUAUUAAAUAAGGAGUUAAUUAGUUGAGCAUUGAAAGAAAAAAUGAAAUUUUUAUUUACUAUCCUUACAUUUGAUAUAAAAAUUUACAUUCAUUAUUCUGUUCACAGCAAUGUAUGAAGUUUGGUAAAUAAGACAUUCUUAGUAAGUGCAGUCAUAAAAUCAGUGCCACCUCUUUUCUCAUAUCUAUUCAUGUAACUGAAUGUUGCAUCGCUGAUAACUCUUUAAAUGUGUUUCAGGUUAAGUUUAUUACACUGCUAGUGCCCUUGUGUUAUUUUGAAGGUUUGGUUUUGCAUUACAACCUUUAUUUUAAAUCUGAAGAUGUACAUCUACUGCGGAAGACAAAAUUGUCACAACAAAAACAAAUCUUAAGUUUUCUGGCUCACAGAAAGACUGUUUUCUUGUGUGUUUUAUGAACAUUGUACAAUGCAAAGAAGUCCUCAGAUUUUUAGUUUUUUAAAUUGAUUUUUCAUGUGCUACAUCUUAAUUGACUUGUUAGCAAUGCCCCUAUCAUGGUAAAAAUACUAACAUUAAAAAAAAAAAAGUGUAAUAGGUUUAGAGUUACUGAGUUAUUAGCGCAUUUAGAAACCGAACACAAGUCAUGUAACUAAAGUAAAGGUUUUAUAGUAGUGGUAUUGAGACCUCAUUUGACACAGAAUGGUAAAUAUACCUGUAUGUAACAACUUUUUUGCAGUUAAGAACUUGGUGUUAGUAGAACGAGAUUCUCAUUGUAGAAAACACAUAGCUAGUCUCACAAACCACCCAUUCUUACUUAAUUUUGUACCAUUGUUGUGUUAUCAAUUAUCUCAUGUAAUUCAAUUUUAUGCUAAAAUGCUGUACCAUGGUUACUGUUUAUACAAUGUUUUUUAUGAAACAUGUACAGUUUUGGAAAAAAAAGAAAACCAACUUUUGAUAAACAAGCUUGUAAGAAGUGGUUGAAUUUUACUGUUCUAUUACAAGUGCAUACAAACACUUUUAAGCAGGCUUAUAUUAAUUAGCCAAAAGUAUCAACAUCAAAUGUAUGAAGAAGUGUUGUAUUAAUGACCAAAACAACUCUGCAUCAAAAUUAAAAUGAUCUCAUAUGUAGUCCAAAAUGAAUAUUCAAACAGGUGUAAAUUUUUUGUCACAAAUAUGUAUUUUCUGAAGAACACACUGUUCCUUAAUGAAGCAUACUUUUAUUUCACUUUAUUCUUUAAAGCAUUGUAUUUUGAGCAAUGUAAUGGCUACUUAUAAUAUUAAACAUAUUUGACAUCACUGGACAGAAAUCAGUAUAGUAUCAGAAUACUGUAAUGUGUCAUUAAUGAUUCCAGUAAACUGAUUAUAUAUGACUUAAUCUUAUUGCACCUUUUGAAUCAGUACUGAAAAUUCACAAUCAUUUAAACUGAUCCAAGGCAUGUCAGCAGUUAAUGUGCAACUGUAACAUGAGUAACAUCUUGAUUUCACUCUGUUGUAAUCUUCAUAUGAUGGAUUGAUUGCUGUUUUUGUAAAUAAAGUGAUCUCAAAGUACAUUACACACUUUAGUAGCUCAUUGAGUAUCCACUGUGAAACACAUCUUGAAGUUUUUUCAUUAGCUGCCAAUUUAAUGCGGCUUUAGUCAUAUAUUUAUCAUGUUAAUGUUAUUUUGUGUCCCAAAAUUAUGUGAUGGGAACAAUUUGGCUUUAAAAUACACAAGAUAUGGUUAACGUGAUAAUAUUGCUAUACAAUUUACAUAACUCCUUUAUCUCAGUUCAUUGUACCUACAAUCACCGUCACAACUUCAAUUCAUUACAGUGUACAAUCUGAUGUGAAAUGCACAUUGGGAAAAAAAUAUUUAUAAAGCAACUAGGAAACUUACAAGCCGGUGAUAGGUCUUGAAUUCCUAAGCCCACUGACAAACAAGUUCUUUGCGACAUCAUUUUUCUGGUUAUAAGUUAUAGUUUUCUACUGGAAAAAGGUAGAAUUUCACCUUGUCUUCCACAUAAAUAAAUACUGCCAGUAUAUUAUAAUACAUUGCUCACAGAUGGAAGGCAUUAUUUUAAUACUAGUACUAUCAGGCAUUGUUUAAGAGUAGCUCUGGCCGUGACUUGAACAUUAAUAAUUUUGAAAUUCUGUAGCAAGGGGCUGUCAAGAUCAGUAAGAUGAAAGUCAGCAGUUACAUUAGUAAAAGCUCUUACGGCAAAUUUCAAAAAUCUAUAUCAAAAUUAUGUUUAUAAAUAUCUAUGUAUCCUUCAGUGGUUUCAAAACUCAUUUUAUAUUGUUAUAAUAGUUUAUAAAAACAAACUAAGUAAAAAUAUCAGCAGUUUGGAGAUAAAUUAUUUGAAGAUUUUAACUAAAGCUGUAUUCUAAUAAUCUGAAUACAGACUUUCAUUAAAAGAGUAAGUUACUGUUGCUGGUUCAGUCAAAGUCAGAUUUCCUCUUUAUAAAUCAUGAUAAAAUGGCCUAAUUUAAAAAAAAGAAAAAUAAUUGAUUGCACUUACAGCAAUCUGCAUCAUUGGAAGGAUGACAGCAUUGAAACAAUUUCAUUCAACACAGAGUCAUUUUACAUUUUUGUUUGUAUCAAUUUCACAUCCCAAUGAUAUAUAUGUGAUGGUACAGUGCAAAUUUCUAUUCGCGAGACAUAUUUAGUUAUGCAAAAGAAGUGAUGAGCUCUCUAAAUACAAAUUCAUGAUGUUUACCAUCUCUAACUUAAAUUUCAUAAAGCAGUCGUGAGACUAAAGAAAAUUUUUAAAUGAAAACAGUAUGUGGAUUGGCCCAUUGUCAUAGGAAAUGUGAUAGUCUGUGAAUUUUGAGUACUUCGUGUAAUUUUAAGUUGUAGUUGCUGUUCAUUGUUUUUGGGACAGAUUGCUGCUCUCUUAUAGAAUAAAUUCUGUUUACACAUGCUGAACCUGUGUUUUUAAUAUCUUAUGGGACCAUGUAAUCAAGAGCGUACAUAAACAACUUCAAAGCAGGUAUUAUGUGAAACUUCUUGGUUCAUGCAAGAGUCAUCCCAUUUUUUCCUUAUUCGUUGCCUUAUUUGUCUAUAUAUGUGCAGCUGAAGUGCUUGCUACACUCAGGCUGUUGAACAGGCAAGGGGUAUUAUUGUAGUAAACUCUGAUCCAUUAAUACCAUUUUACUUAAUGCUGAGAGCAUUUUCAAAGAAAGUAAAUAUGAUACUGUCCAUAUGCUACUGUUCCAUCCACAGAUCACAGACUGCAUGUUGUUCAGUCUAUGUAGGUUCAUUAAAAAGUGAAGUACUACAGAUAAUGAAUGCCACCAAAUUUAGCUAUUGUAGAUGUCUUUAAGUUGCUGUCAGACUGUGGUUCAAUGUUAGCAAGUUUUUAUAAAUGUUUACCAUGUAAUGUAAUAAGAUUCAGCUGUUUAAAAGUUGAGAAAUGUUCUGAUAAACAUUACAUCAGAAGUAAUGUGUUAUACUCAUAGAUGUAACUUCAUUUGAAGUAGCAACUGUUGUAUAAUUUCAAAUACUGUAAUUAGAUUUCAAGAAAAUAUUUGUCUAUGGAAUAAAGAAACUAAUAGAACUCAGUAUUGGAACCAAUGUCAAUGUGUCAUUUCAUGUUUGAUGUUCAGUAAUGCAUGUCUGACUGAAGUGUUUUAGAUGCUUGUUACUGAAAAUAAUUUUCUGCUCACUUUCAUGUGUCAUAUAGUCACAUGUAGUAAACAGUGUAAACCUAGUUUUUUGUAAGUGACAAUCAUAAGAAAACAUUUGUGUAAGUUACUGUAUGUUUAUGUACAAGAGGAAGGAAUCCUACAUGAUGUUAAGAACACAUCAUAUUUCAAGUACACAUCAUACGUACAGAUUAGAAGCUUAAAAUAUUUGUGCAACUGUCCUCCAACAGAAACUGUGUUCGCUAUACAACAAUAAAAAUGAGGUAUUGUCAUUAUAAAGCUGGGUGUAUGAUGGUCACUUAUGUCUGACUAGUUCUCACGUAUUUGUGCUCUCACAUUUUACUUCCAAUGAGAAUUUAUUGUGAUAAUAAAUUUUAGUGCACCAUAUUUAUUUUACUGCCAAAUUCAGAUCAUCACUCAGCAGCAGAUGAGUAACAGACAAGUGUAUUAAUUGUUCCAUGAUAACUGGCUAGAGCAAAUUACAAUUCUGUGAAACAUUUUGUUUGGCAGCAUUUACGUGCCACGUGUGAAUGAGUGUGGUUUUUUUAAAUGUAGUGUUAGAAUUUUAUUUUGGAGUUCAAUACCAUAUGUUUUGUCAUAUUGUAACGUUUUAUUACUGUAGACCAUUAAACUGAUUUUUUGAAA
Molecule: messenger RNA, 5615 nt
Organism: Schistocerca americana (American grasshopper)
Lineage: Eukaryota; Metazoa; Arthropoda; Insecta; Orthoptera; Acrididae
Product: protein phosphatase 1 regulatory subunit 14C
Exons: 5
Coding region: 208-636 (142 amino acids)
Biological process (GO): regulation of phosphorylation
Cellular component (GO): cytoplasm
Molecular function (GO): protein serine/threonine phosphatase inhibitor activity
Source: RefSeq, a predicted model, not a curated record